AACGGCCAGCGUCCCUGCACAGAGGGAGGGGAUCCUCCCAACGGCCAGCGUCCCUGCACAGAGUGAGGGGAUCCUCCCAACGGCCAGCGUCCCUGCACAGAGUGAGGGGAUCCUCCCAAUGGUCAGCGUCCCUGCACAGAGGGAGGGGAUCCUCCCAACGGCCAGCGUCCCUGCACAGAGUGAGGGGAUCCUCCCAACGGUCAGCGUCCCUGCACAGAGGGAGGGGAUCCUCCCAACGGCCAGCGUCCCUGCACAGAGUGAGGGGAUCCUCCCAACGGCCAGCGUCCCUGCACAGAGUGAGGGGAUCCUCCCAACGGCCAGCGUCCCUGCACAGAGUGAGGGGAUCCUCCCAACGGCCAGCGUCCCUGCACAGAGUGAGGGGAUCCUCCCAACGGCCAGCGUCCCUGCACAGAGUGAGGGGAUCCUCCCAACGGCCAGCGUCCCUGCACAGAGUGAGGGGAUCCUCCCAACGGCCAGCGUCCCUGCACAGAGUGAGGGGAUCCUCCCAACGGCCAGCGUCCCUGCACAGAGUGAGGGGAUCCUUCCCAACGGCCAGCGUCCCUGCACAGAGUGA
This is a messenger RNA of Oncorhynchus mykiss (rainbow trout), 574 nucleotides long. The record is from RefSeq and is a predicted model, not a curated record. NCBI's taxonomy places the organism in Eukaryota, Metazoa, Chordata, Actinopteri, Salmoniformes, Salmonidae.